Molecule: messenger RNA, 790 nt
Organism: Pantherophis guttatus
Lineage: Eukaryota; Metazoa; Chordata; Lepidosauria; Squamata; Colubridae
Source: RefSeq, a predicted model, not a curated record
UGAAGAUGACGAAUGAGACUUCGUCGAAACGUCGCCAAGACACUUCCAAUUUUACGUGGGAGAAGACCCGAAUAACCAAAGACCUACAUACAUACAUACAUACAUACAUACAUACAUACAUACAUAUAUAUAUAUAUUCUCUUAAUCUAAAUAUUUUAUUUACAUUUAACAUAAGCAGAUACCUAGUUUCCUUUAACAAUUUAUAUCUUCCCAUUUGUUUCCAUAUUUCUCCACCUAAUUCAGUGUUUCUCAACCUUGAAGAUGGGUGGACUUCAACUCCCAGAAUCCCCCAGCCAGCAGCGCUGCUGGCUGGAGAAUUCUGGGAGUUGAAGUCCACAAGUCUUAAAGCUGCCAAGUGUGAAGACCUCUGCUUUAUUCUUUCCCUUAGCUUCCCCUUUCACUUGCUUUUCCUGUGCUUUUCAGGUAAGCCAUUUUCAUGCCAGCGUCUUACCUGAACUGCUUCCCUCCAGGAACAUCUGUCUGAAGACUCAAAGGCGCUUUUCUUAUGGUUCAAAGGACAUCUGGGGAGGGGGACAUCAUGGUGAGUUUGUUGGUUAACCAAAACUGCAUGGAGAGCUUGCGGAAGGACAUCACGGAUCUCCAAGGGACAGUCAUCAGCGUGUUCUCCCACGCUGGAGCGGUGCGUUUCCCUUCCUGGAAAUUCCCAGAUAAAGUGUCUUGUGACUUGGACUUGGUGGCUUUGAUGGGACAAUAUGACUUUGUGGAGAAUGACCCGGAAUUUACCCAGCAUUCUCACGUGGUUCUUCUGGAACUGGUGAUCGACAGGUAA